GACUCAGCGCGAGGAUCAUGGCGGAUGGCCCCAGGUGUAAGCGCAGAAAACAGGCGAACCCGAGGAGGAGCAGCGUGACAAACUUCAACAAUGGCUUGGAAGCCAGUUCAGACUCGGAUGAUGAGGAUAAGCUACAUAUUGUGGAGGAGGACAGCCUGCUGGAGCCUGACGCYGCUGAUGCUGACGGGGCCACACCGCUGGACAGCCAUGAUGCCGCCAUAACAGUAUUACCACUCAACGGCUCCUGGAACGGAG
Messenger RNA from Austrofundulus limnaeus, 255 nucleotides. Its product is annotated as zinc finger E-box-binding homeobox 1. The record is from RefSeq and is a predicted model, not a curated record. NCBI's taxonomy places the organism in Eukaryota, Metazoa, Chordata, Actinopteri, Cyprinodontiformes, Rivulidae.